AUGGCUGGCGCAGUCCUUGUUGUUGGCGCAACUGGCAAUAUUGGAGUCGCUGUCACCAUCGCCGCGCGCCGUGCUGGUCUUCAUGUGAUCGCUCCUGUUCGUAAUGCUUCCAGCGCUGCCAAGCUUUUUGAUCACGUCGGGACGCGCGAUGGUAUCACUACAGUUGAGAUAGAUGUGACUUCCGAGAGUGGCAUCCAAAGCAUUGUUGACCGUGUCAUGGCGGGCGAGUUACCAGCUUUUCAACACGUCUACUCGACGGUCGGAGUAUGGAAUCCCAUGCCACUUCACAACAUUGAUACGGCAUCUUUUCGCUCGGUGAUGGCUACCACAGUAGAAAGUAGUUUCUUUGCUUACCGAGCCACCGUGCCAUACCUGCUUAAGCAGGCUGAUCCAAGUAGUACGUGGACAAUCAUGACGGGUGCUGCGGGCGAGUUAGGUACGGCCGGAGUGACAGCUGUCGCCCAAGGCGCCCUGUUCACUCUCGCCAACGUUGGUUGCCGCGAGCUAGCCGAAACCAACAUUCGUUUCAACGAGGUGCACCUGUCCUUCCGUGUUGAUUACGAUUCCGUUGCAAAGCAAAAGGGCGACGGCAGCGUCGGUAGUGGAAAGAUGGCCAAGCACUACGAAAACCUACUGGUGCGACCAGAUAUCAAGGGGGCUCGCAUCAACCUCGCGAGACCUGAAGACGUGAAUACCCUACCAUUCACCAAGAAGUUGAGCUAG
This is a messenger RNA of Colletotrichum truncatum, 723 nucleotides long. RefSeq lists its product as uncharacterized. NCBI's taxonomy places the organism in Eukaryota, Fungi, Ascomycota, Sordariomycetes, Glomerellales, Glomerellaceae. The record is from RefSeq and is a predicted model, not a curated record.